CCCCAUAUAAUCCCCCUCUGUCUCCAGCCAGAGAGCGACUCUCAGAGACCUCCAUAGACCAAAACGGCUAAACGGAAAUGGCGUCGUCGUCUAGGGUUUCGCUAUGCUUCUUCUUCCUCCUCGCCGUGUUCUCCACAGCGAUCCGCGCCGAGGAGGCGGAAUCGAAGGAGUACGUCCUCCCUCUCGACAGCUCCAACUUCGCUGACACUGUAGGCAAGCACGACUUCAUCGUCGUCGAGUUCUACGCGCCGUGGUGUGGCCACUGCAAGAAGCUCGCUCCUGAGUAUGAAAAAGCUGCGUCGAUUUUGAGUAAAAAUGACCCACCAGUCAUUCUAGCAAAGGUUGAUGCCAACGAAGAGGCAAACAAAGGACUUGCUUCUGAUUAUGAGGUGAAGGGAUUCCCCACAAUUAAGAUUCUAAGAAAUGGUGGGAAGACCAUCCAAGAAUACAAGGGUCCUCGAGAAGCCGAGGGUAUUGUUGAAUAUUUGAAGAAACAAAGCGGUCCUCCUUCUGUCGAAAUCAAGACUACUGACGAUGCAACUACUCUUGUUGGCGACAAGAAGAUUGUUGUUGUUGGUGUGUUCAAGGAGUUCUCCGGAGAGGCAUAUAAUAACUUCUCGGCUCUGGCUGAGAAAUUGCGUUCUGAUUAUGAAUUUGGUCACACCCUGGAUGCCAAGCUCCUUCCUCGUGGUGAUUCAUCAGUGUCUGGACCCGUAGUUAGAUUGUUCAAGCCAUUUGAUGAACCUUUUGUUGAUAUUGAGGAUUUUCAUGUGGAUGCUCUAGAGAAGUUUGUUGAAGAUGCUAGUGUGCCACUUGUAACAGAAUUCAACAAUGACCAAACCAAUCACCCUUUUGUUAUCAAAUUCUUCAACAGUCCAAAUGAGAAGGCUAUGUUGUUUCUGAACUUCAGUGACGAGUCUUCUGAUGCUUUUAAAUCAACGUAUCGUGAAGUUGCUGAGAAAUAUAAGAAAGAAGGCAUAAGCUUUCUCAUUGGAGAUCUUGAGGCUAGUCAGGGCGCCUUCCAGUAUUUUGGACUCAAAGAAGACCAGGUGCCUCUCAUCAUCAUCCAGACUCCCGGUGGCCAAAAGUUUUUGAAACCAAAUUUGCAGCCAGAUCACAUAACAUCAUGGGUUAAGGAGUACAAGGAUGGGAAAGUAUCACCAUUCAAGAAGUCUGAGCCUAUUCCUGAGCAAAACAAUGAGCCUGUCAAGGUAGUCGUUGCUGACAGCAUCCAGGACUACAUCAAGUCUGAGAAAAAUGUGUUGCUUGAGUUUUAUGCUCCUUGGUGCGGACACUGCAAGAAGCUUGCUCCUAUUUUGGAUGAAGUUGCUGCCUCGUAUGAAAAGGAUUCCGAUGUCGUUAUUGCAAAAUUUGAUGCCACUGCAAAUGAUGUGCCUAGCGACUUUGAUGUCAAAUACUACCCAACUCUGUACUUCAAGACGGCGAGUGGAAAGGUCUUGUCGUAUGACGAGGAAGAUAGAACUAAGGAAGCCAUCAUUGCUUUCAUUGAAAAGAACCGGGACAAAAUUGAGAAACAAGCAGAGUCGGAGAAGCAAGAAUCCGGAAAAGAUGAGCUCUAAAUAGCUGUACAAGGAGAACAGAUACAUUGAGGCAACUAGUUGGAUGUUAUGGCGGCCGCGAUAUGAACUUUGAGAACGGUAGAGCAUAAAAGGAAGCAAUGUCUGACGUACCUCCCCGUAUCCCUCCUUCCUAUUUGUUAUGUUCGUUUUUCGGUUUCCCUUUGAAUUGAAUAAAGUGGGAGGUGUUUUCGUUGUCGGGUGCACUAGUUUCAGGGAUAGCAAUAGUGUUACAGUGUGCAGUUUUGUUAAUGUAGAAGAAACCCUCAGACGGAGUUUAUUUUACAAAUGCUCAAGUUAAUUAUAUCUCUGAAUCCCAGUUAUACCAUAA
This is a messenger RNA of Pyrus x bretschneideri (Chinese white pear), 1908 nucleotides long. Its product is annotated as protein disulfide-isomerase. The transcript is spliced from 11 exons. The record is from RefSeq and is a predicted model, not a curated record. Lineage: Eukaryota; Viridiplantae; Streptophyta; Magnoliopsida; Rosales; Rosaceae. Gene Ontology annotation, molecular function: protein disulfide isomerase activity. Gene Ontology annotation, biological process: protein folding; response to endoplasmic reticulum stress. Gene Ontology annotation, cellular component: endoplasmic reticulum. The coding region runs from base 78 to 1580 and encodes 500 amino acids.